Messenger RNA from Piliocolobus tephrosceles (Ugandan red Colobus), 2497 nucleotides. It is a transcript of the gene KRABD4, whose product is annotated as KRAB domain containing 4. Gene Ontology annotation, biological process: regulation of DNA-templated transcription. Bases 320 to 829 code for a protein of 169 amino acids. The transcript is spliced from 3 exons. NCBI's taxonomy places the organism in Eukaryota, Metazoa, Chordata, Mammalia, Primates, Cercopithecidae. The record is from RefSeq and is a predicted model, not a curated record.
UGACAAAUGUCUAGGAAUAGAACUCUUAAAAUAAAGGAGAUGUUAAUUGUAACUGGUUUCUAAAGUAGAUAUCUUUAGACACAAGUCAUACAUCUGUCCAGUAAGGGAAACAAAAUUUCAUUUGCAAAACCUACAUGAUCUUAGUAGAGUUUCAUGGAAACAGCUGGAGCUACCAGGUCAUGUUUUUAGAUCAUUCUCCCCAGGGUACAAGGGUAAUUAUUAUCAGGAUGGUAAUGGUGGUCUAAUGGCUAUACCUACCGAGUGUACUCUCCUAAUUUUGCCUUUAUAGAUCUCCAUCCUUUAUCCAGAGCAGAACAGGAUGGCCAUGUCCCAGGAAUCAUUGACUUUCAAGGACGUGUUUGUGGACUUCACCCUGGAGGAGUGGCAGCAACUGGACUCUGCCCAGAAGAACCUCUACAGGGAUGUCAUGCUUGAGAACUACAGCCACCUGGUGUCCGUGGGGUAUCUAGUUGCAAAGCCAGAUGUGAUCUUCAGGUUGGGACCAGGAGAAGAGUCCUGGAUGGCAGAUGGAGGGACCCCGGUACGGACCUGUGCAGGUGAGGACAGGCCAGGUGAGUCAGGCCGGGGAAAGGAGACCAGGUUGGUUGGUGACAGCUUGGCCUCUGGGAUGCGCUCAGGAGCCCUUCUGAGAGCCCCGGACUUGUGGACAUGCCUAGGCUCUGAUGAGUGGAACUGUUGUCACGUCCAAAUGAGGCCUCUCCCUGGCCGCCGGUUACAGUCUCUGUGUUCUUUGCUUGGCGUUCACAUAGAUUGUGGCCACUCUUGUUCUGAGAUCCCAUUUGUACCUUCCAGCCUCCUGGCUUGUUAGUGAGAAGUGCCAAGCCUCUUCUCCUUCCUCUCCCACCACCUUUCUGGAAGCUUUUAGACUUAUUCUCCCACCUUCUUGGCCUUUUGUAUUUUCACCAUAGUAGAUGUAUUAAUAGAUGUCAGCAUUUCCUCUUUAUUGGGCAUACUGUGGGCCCUUUCAGGCUGAAAUUUGGAUUUUUGUUUGUUUGUUUGUUGUUUUUGUUUUUUAGCCUAAGGUAGAUUAUCAUACCUGUUUUUUUUUUUUUUUUUUUUUGGGGGGGGGGAGUCAGUAUGGACACCAAAGCUUUGCCAGUGACCUUUACCCAGCCAGGUACCCACCACGUUCUUGCCUGCUCUCACUUUGUGGUUAACACUGUAAACCUCACACCAUUUUCUGUUUUCUCUACUUAUUUCUUCUCAGACUGUUACAAAUCUGACUUCAUACUACUUGUUAUCAGAUUCCUCCAUUUUUCAAUACAUCCUUCCCACUCAACUCUUGUUUUUGUUACUAUCUCUUUACUUAUUCAAAAAAUAAACACACUCGAGAGGACAUUACUCCGAAGGUGGAAUACUUCAGUGAAUCAUAUUUUAGUCCUGCAUAGAGCUGCUUUUUCCGUGUCUAUUUUUCCUGUGGGCUGCCUACAAGGAUCCAGAAACUCUUCUGAUACACUGGUCUGCUCUUUCUCUCCCCUUCAUAGUACCCCCUUCACUGGGCCCAUGGCAAAGAAGCCUGUUUAGAAUGCUGUUACUCUUCAGAGGGUGAUCCAUGAACCAGCAGCCUGGGCAUUGUUGGGGCACUAAGUAGAAAAUCAGAAUCUGAGGCCCUACUCUAGAUUUUCUGAAGGAGAAUGUGCAUUUCAACAAGCUCCCCAGGGACCCCAUAGACACAGUAAAGCUUGAGAAUCACUGCUCAUUAGAGAUUAAUUUCAGAGCAUCAGCUGUAGUCAGGUGCUGGCCCCAAGGACUCCUCAGAUGGCUUCCUCCAGAACCCACUCCUCAGCACACACACCUGUUCUCAGAGAUCCUCCCUGUGCUGGCAUUUGUGGCUCCCACCAUUCUGUAGCUUCCUCCAGGAAUGUUUUGGGUGAUGAUAACCUCUUUGUUGCUCAGUGUAAUUCCAUAUCUGCUGCUUAGAGAUUCAUCAGGAUUUCUGGUGUGCUGAUGGUAUGCUUCCUUUCUUCCAGUGAUGCCUGGAAUUGUAAUGACUAUGUGUCUUGUUCUCAUUUCAGUGCUAUCCUAGAAGGGAGGAAAAGCAAAUUCAGGCACAGUCUACCCUCCUGAGUCCCAAUUCCCUCAUAAGAAAAUCUAUUAUAUUAAAAUACAGACAUUUAUAUAUUCAGUCUAAGAGUGCAGAACAGUAUAGGCUAAAAAGUAAUCUUAGGUGCAUUCCCAAUCACACCCCCCAAGGGCAGCUACUUCUAAAGAUUUCUCUUUUUGGUUCUGGUGAGCACCUCCAUAGGUUUAGGGAAUACCUUUAUAUCUGCAUUUUAUGGGUUUUCAGUUUUAUCUUCCCUCUAUGAAAAGUAAGGAUUUCCCUCACACUUUGGCCUUCCACUCCCCAGCUCUUCACAAGUUUGUUAUAUGCUUAUUUUUAGUUCCUUUAUUGGUUAUAUUUGUAACUUUAAAUAAUAUAGCUAUGCAUUUCAUAUGGUAACUUUAAAAAAAAUAUAGCUAAUUGCUAGUGGCUUAU